Messenger RNA from Microplitis demolitor, 1276 nucleotides. It is a transcript of the gene Lipt1, whose product is annotated as lipoyltransferase 1, mitochondrial. Bases 1 to 1149 code for a protein of 382 amino acids. Gene Ontology annotation, biological process: protein lipoylation. Gene Ontology annotation, molecular function: lipoyltransferase activity. Gene Ontology annotation, cellular component: mitochondrion; cytoplasm. The transcript is spliced from 2 exons. Lineage: Eukaryota; Metazoa; Arthropoda; Insecta; Hymenoptera; Braconidae. The record is from RefSeq and is a predicted model, not a curated record.
AUGUUUGCUAGAUAUUGCAAACGUGCGUUUACGCAAAGAAAUUACAUUAGCAGCAGUAGCAGCAGCAGCAGCAGUAAAAUAAGUGAAAUUAAAAAAUCGGUAUUUAUAUCACAGAGCAGAGACAUUUUUAAAAAUUUGGCGCUCGAAGAUUGGUUGUAUCGUUACUAUGAUUUAGAAAAUCAUCAUAUUUUAUUGCUGUGGAAAAGUGACCCGUGUGUGGUAAUUGGACGUCAUCAGAAUCCUUGGAUGGAAGCGAACAUAAAAAUUUUACAAGACAAGGGAAUUUAUUUAGCGAGACGUAACAGUGGUGGGGGUACAGUUUAUCAUGACAAUGGUAAUUUAAAUUUAUCAUUUUUAACACCGAGGUCUAGAUACUGUAGAAAAUAUAAUCUUGAAAUAAUAACCAGGGCUUUAUAUCGUAAUUGGGGAAUUGAAAGUUUUAUUAAUAAAAGAGAAGAUAUUAUUAUUGAGGGUGAUUAUAAAAUAUCUGGUACUGCUGCUAAAUUGGGACGUCCUAAUGCUUAUCAUCACUGUACAUUGUUGAUUGAUGUUGAUAAAAAUAAUCUCAGUGGAGCGCUGGAAAAAAAGGAAUUGGGUAUUGUUACAAAUGCUACUGAGUCUAUUAAAUCACCGGUUAAAAAUUUGAAGGAGAUUAAUAGAAAGGUUAAUUGGGAUGAAAUGGUAAAUGCUGUUGGAUGGGAGUUUUUGAGAACUGAUCCAAUGGUUGUUAAAGAUGGAGGCAGUGCUCAAGUUUCCAAACAAAAAGGAUUUCAGAUGAUUAAUCCAACGGAAGAUUGGUUUCCAGGUCUUGACAAACUAACAUCUGAAUUCAGUUCCUGGGAAUGGAUAUACGGAAAAACUCCAUCUUUUACCGUAAACCGUUUGUUGAAAUUUCCUCGAUCCGACGUAACUGAAAGCGACCUCCUGAACCUUACGCUUCAAGUAGAAAAGGGAAUAAUCGAGGACAUAAAAAUGUCUCUGCCGUCAGAUAUAACAAACGAGACAAGCAACCGAGAAGCCAGCGUGAUCAGUAAUUUACGUGGGACUCGGUAUCAUCACAAAGUUAUUGAGAAAAUAAUUGCCGCCCUAGGAUGCAUCGCUAUCUUACCCGCACAUGCACAAAAAAUAGACAAUAUUGCUUUGCAAUAAAUUUUUUAAAAAUGUAAAUAACCACCAUAAUAAAAUGUAUAAUAAAAUUAAACGCUAUUUUUAUCAAAGCCUAUGACUCGAUUUAUUCGUCUUAGACUUUAUUACAUAAUAGCUAAUAUUUUAUUUA